Messenger RNA from Scleropages formosus (Asian bonytongue), 1452 nucleotides. It is a transcript of the gene gpr12, whose product is annotated as G protein-coupled receptor 12. Gene Ontology annotation, biological process: G protein-coupled receptor signaling pathway. The transcript has 2 exons. NCBI's taxonomy places the organism in Eukaryota, Metazoa, Chordata, Actinopteri, Osteoglossiformes, Osteoglossidae. The coding region runs from base 330 to 1343 and encodes 337 amino acids. The record is from RefSeq and is a predicted model, not a curated record. Gene Ontology annotation, molecular function: G protein-coupled receptor activity. Gene Ontology annotation, cellular component: membrane.
GCGCGCGCGGCCGUGUUCUCGAGCGCCGCCGUGCCGCCUCUUGCAGGGCAUCGGGACCUGACUCGUUUCGGAGUCUGGCAGGUUGGCAUCUUGCUGCCUCCGGAGUAUCGGAGCCACCCCUCCCUACCCUCUGCGGCGCGCGCAUCCACAGUCGGCGGCAGCGCGCCUAUAUUGGUCACACCGCAGCCGCCGCCGCCGCCGCCACCGCCGUCCUCGAUUCUGCUCACAAAGGACCCGCAGCCCUCGUCGGAAAUAUAAUGGCAAAGGAGCGGCUCCGUGGGACCUUCUAGACGCGGGCGCCUCGCGGCACAGUCAAGACGGGGGCCACUAUGAGUGAGGAGCAACCAGUCACCCCCAGCUGGCUGACCCCUGACACCACAUGGACCAGUGGGGGCAUGGUGGCAGACAAUGUCACCGUGGCGACACCUCUGCCUGCUACCACGGCGCCCCGUGGCCCAGCGGCACUGGUCAACCCGUGGGACAUAGUGCUGUGCAGCUCGGGAACACUGAUGGCCUGCGAGAACGCGGUGGUCGUGCUGGUUAUCUGGCAGAAUCCAGGUCUGCGGGCCCCCAUGUUCCUACUGAUCGGCAGCUUGGCGCUGGCGGACCUGCUGGCUGGACUCGGCCUGGUGCUGCAUUUCGUGUUCGCCUAUCUGCUGCGCUCCAACCCGGCCCAGCUGCUCACGGUAGGCUUGGUCGUGGCCUCCUUCUCAGCCUCUAUCUUCAGUCUGCUGGCCAUCACCAUCGACCGCUACCUCUCACUCUACUAUGCCCUCACCUACAACUCGGAGCGCACCGUCACCUUCACGUACACCAUGCUGGUGCUGCUGUGGGGUGUGUCCUUGUGCCUGGGUCUUCUUCCCGUGACGGGUGUCAACUGCCUGGCCGCAGAGUCCACCUGCAGUGUCGUGUGGCCUCUCACCAAGAACAACGUAGCUGUUCUCUCUGUCUCCUUCCUGCUGCUCUUUGGCUUGAUGCUGCAACUCUACGUGCAGAUCUGCAAGAUUGUCAUGCACCACGCCCACCAAAUUGCCCUCCAGCACCACUUCCUUGCGGCCACGCCCCACUACGUCACCACUCGCAAGGGUGUGUCCACGCUGGCCAUAAUCCUCGGGACCUUUGCCGCCUGCUGGAUGCCCUUCACCGUGUACUCUCUGGUGGCUGAUUACACGUACCCGCCCCUGUACACGUACGCCACCCUGGUGCCAGCCACUUACAACUCGGUCAUCAACCCGCUUAUCUAUGCCUUCCGGAACCAGGAGAUCCAAAAGGCGCUGUGGAUGGUGUGCUGCGGGUGCGUGCCCUCGAGUGUCCAGCGGGCUCGCACCCCCAGCGAUGUGUAGCGCAGCCUGAAAGCUGGCUCGGAAGGUGGAGGGAGGGUGAAACUUGCUCCGCGCAAACCCUUUUCUGCUGGGGGUGGCGAGAAGAGGGUCGUUUUUUGUCUCGCCCCAA